UACAGGAUCCAUGGUUUCGCCAAAGGCUUAAAAUCUAAAAUAUCCGAGGCCUUACGUCGAACACAUUCGAUUGGUUUAACUAUCACAAUUAUCAAACGGUAGUGUCACAAGCUGAUGGUGGGAGCAAUAAAAGAAAAGCCUACACGAAGCCAUGAGAGUGCUUCCUUUCACGAACACCAUCUCUCCCUCAAUCCUCUCCACUCUCAUCAAAACCCUACACACCUCGGCGGCAAACCCACCACCCAUUCCUUCUUACAAAGCCUUCGACUCCUACGCCUCUCUCCUCCGCCGAUGCGCCGCAGAGAAAUCCAUCGUAGAUGCCAGACGUGUUCACCUCCACAUGAAGAAGGCCGGCUUCCCCUAUCUCAGUCUCGGCAACAAGCUCGUCGACGCUUACUUGAAGUGCGGCGCCAUUGACAACGCCCGGGAGGUCUUCGAUGAAAUGCCAAAGCCGCACAUUGUGUUGUGGAACGCCAUGAUAUCAUCCUACACUUGCUGCCGGCGGAGCAAAGAAGCUAUCUUUUUGUUCCGGAGGAUGCUUUCGGAGGGCUUCGUGGCCGAUGAGUUCACCUUUUCAAGCAUCCUUAGAGCAUUCUCCGAUUUACUUCUCAUUGCAGAAGGCCGGGGAGCUCAUGGGCGGCUUGUGGUCUUGGGUUUGGAGGCUAUGAACGCUUUUGUUGGCAGCGCAUUGGUCGCUAUGUAUGCAAAGUUUGGGAGAUUGAGGGAUGCCCGAGCUGCCUAUGAUCGAAUUAGUGAUAAAGAUGUGGUCUUGGCAACGGCCUUGAUUGUUGGCUGCACUCAAAAUGGUGAGGAUGGUGAGGCAAUUUGCCUUUUCGGAGAUAUGGUUAAUAGUGGAAUUAAACCGAAUGAAUUCACAUUUGCUAGUGUUUUGAUAGCAUGUGGGAAUCUCAGGGAGUUGAGGAAGGGAAUGGUGAUCCAUGGUGUCAUGGUUAAAUCUGGGUUUGAGUCAGGAAAUUCAUCGCAGACUUCACUUAUAACUAUGUAUUCCAAGUGUGGCCAUAUAUGUGACUCUCUGAAGGUAUUCAGGCAGACUGUGAAUCCGAAUGUUGUGACUUGGACAGCUAUAAUUGGAUGUUUGGCAUGUAAUCAGAGGGAAGAACUUGCUCUUUCGAUGUUUCGCAGCAUGGUUCGUGAUUCUGUCUGCCUUAAUGCAUUUACCUUGUCAACAGUUCUCCAAGGGUGCUCAGCCCUUGCAUUGUUUGAACAGGGAAAGCUGAUCCAUGCCUGUGCUAUAAAGAUUGGCUUGGAUACAGAUAGUUUCGUUGGUUCCAUGCUAGUUGAUACAUAUGGAAAGUGUGGACGUGUUGGAAUGGCUAAAUUGGUUUUUGACAGUCUGCCAGGGUGUGAUUUGGUUUUGAUGAACUCUAUGAUCAAUGCUUAUGCACAAAAUGGCCAUGGGCUGGAAGCAGUUGGAUUGUUUGAUCUGAUGCAGGACUUGGGAUUGGAACCAGAUGAUGCAACAUUAACCUGUGUCCUUUCUGCUUGCAGUAAUGCAGGACUAGUCGAUGAAGGCCGUCGAAUUUUUUCGUUCAUCACAAAUAAGUAUAGCUUUGGGCCAUCUAAUGAUCAUUACGCCUGCAUGGUCGACCUGCUUGGAUAUGCUGGAAGACUGAAAGAGGCUGAAGAACUAAUAACUCGUAUUAAAAAACCUGAUAAAGUUUUGUGGAGGACAUUACUAGGUGCAUGCAAAAUACAUGGUGAGGUAGAGAUGGCUAAGAGGGCAGCAAGAAAAGUACUAGAGAUUGAUCCAAGUGAUGCUGGAACUUAUAUUCUAUUAUCAAACAUCUUUGCAUCUUUAGGUCAAUGGAACGAGGUUAUUAGCAUGAAGUCUGCAAUGAGGCACAUGAAAUUGAAGAAAGACCCAGCUAUGAGCUGGAUCGAGGUCGAUAGAGAGGUCCACACAUUCAUGGCUGGAGAUAAGUCCCAUCCACAGGCGGAAGAGAUCUACAAGGAGUUGGAAGGGUUGAUAGAGAGGACCAAGGGGUUGGGCUAUGUUCCAAAUACAAGGUUUGUGCUACAAGAAUUGGAUGAACUGGAGAAGGAGAGAUCUCUAUAUUACCACAGUGAGAAGUUGGCUGUUGCCUUUGGCGUCUUGAGUGUCAAGGGCAAAGGGAACCCAUCUAUCACAAUUUUCAAGAACCUUAGGGUCUGUGGUGAUUGUCAUGCUUGGAUAAAAUUGGUAGCUCAAGAUCUGGGGAAAGAGAUCAUCGCUAGAGAUGCUAAGAGAUUCCAUCAUUUUAGAGAUGGAUUAUGUUCUUGUCAAGAUUACUGGUGACAAAAAUUAAAAGAAUGCCAGCAUAUAGUUCUUUCUUGUCUACUUUUCUUUGCUCAGUUUCAAGAGACUGGAAUUCUUUUUUAAGAAAUGGUCGUCUGGUACAAUGAUUGAUCUGGAGUGGGAUCUUGUGGAGUCAUGAUGCACUUAAUUAUGAUUAUUUUAGGCUGUACCUCAAGGAAAUUUCAUUCUUGAGAGGAAGAUGGAUGUAUCACUGGCAUCAUAAACGAAUGGUGCUCCAGCAGGUCUUGGGCUACUUGCAUAGACUUCUUCCACAAGCUUUUGCAAAUGAAAGGGUUAAGUCUUGGCGGUUACCGUGAUUUGUCUCUGGCCACAAAUAAACACUAUAACAUACUAGCUGCAAUUGAAAGUUAAAAUGGUGGGAUCAACACAAGGUAUGUACUUACAUGCCUUUCUGAAGUUUUCUUUUCUUUCUUUUCCCUGUGUUAAUUUUGCUUUAGCUGGACUUGUGGAAAGAACCUAUUUCAUGUUGAUGUUCUGAUUUCAGUGAAAUUUUGUCCAUAAUUAAUGGGCUUAACACUUGAAAAAUAAUUGGUAAAAUGGCUGCCAAUUUUAGUGGUUUUAUUCAUCAUUGCCUUUAAUAAUAUGGAAUGAUUUCCAUUAGAAUCAUUGGUAUGCAGUUUUGGUGGUUCAUUCAUGCCAUACAUUUUUCUUUCUUCUUUUUGCAGAAAAUUUUGUGAAUCUUCUUGAAUAUUUUUAAGGUUGAUAUGCAUUGCCUUAUGUAUGAGAACUAGUCUAUUUGGAAUCAGAAUCACUGCCUUUCAACUUUCUGAGCUUUCAUAUAGAUGUCAAUUUUGCUAGAUUUGGUAUAACAGUAUUAUUGUCCUGGCCUUUCAUGCAACUUGCAAGGCAACCCUUACCAGUAUAUCUGCCUUAGAAAUUAAAAUUUACACUGGUGAUCAACUGGUUACGAGAAAGACUGAGAAGUGUCGUGUUUGCAAGAUUGUUUUCCAUCUUGUUUCUAUAUGUUGCAGCAUUUCUUUCUUCACCUUGAUUGUUAUUUCAGUUUGGCCCAUAGGGAUUAUCUGCCUGAUUGCUGGCAUUAGGGACUAAGAAGAGAUCUAUUACUUACUGGAGAUUUUGUAUAUCUUUGAUCUGGCUUCUUGAGAAAUAUCAGAGUAAGUAUUUAUGUAAGUGGUAUUUUUCCAGAAACUUCCUGAGUGAGUCCUCCUUUUCCUUCCAAUUGCAAUCCAUCAUUCUUGUUGUUAUGCGGAGUUAUCCUGGUACAUAUGCUUUUUCAGCAUGUAUAAUGGUCAGUUCCCUUUUCCUUAUGCAGGAUCUCCAUGUCUGCAAUGCAGUGGAGGCAUAAACUUUGGAUUUGGAUAAAUGUGAAAUAGAGAUGGGAUUGAUGGAGCCACUAUAUGCUUUCCCAAUUCUGGCAGAGGGAUUAACAGCAUUUUUCUAAAGUGGAUUCAACAUCCAUAGUUCGAAGCCCCUGCUUCCAAGCAAUGAAUAAUGCUUAAUAUUGUGCUGGAGGAAUGACACAUCUUUCAUGGGAGCUGUGUACCCCAGGGAAUGAUGUGGUCACCAAUCUUUCCUUGGUGUGCUGGUCACCAGCCUCCUGAACAGCUCACCAGCCUCCUGAAGUCUAGGCCCUGUUUUGACUCAGUGCGGGGUGCUUCCACAAAAUAUUGGAAGAACUUAUGAGAUAGGAAGGAUGAUAAGCAUGUUUUUGGUGCGAAUGAAGCAUGACUUGAGAAUGCAGUUGCAUGGAGAGGCAGUGCCGUCAGGCGCAGUUCGAGUGGUGAAAUAGGCAACAGUCUAUGGAUUCAAGGCCAGUUAGUGCUUACCCACACCGGAUGCUUGGCAGUGGGGCUCAGGAGACUCCAAGUUUAGCUGUCUAAUUGUAGAGGUGUGUGUGUGUGUGUGUGUGUGUGAGAGAGAGAGGAUACUUUUUAACUUUUGUUUUGUUGAUGGUGUUGUGGCAUUGUGCAUUCCUUCUUCCUCUUAUACGGCAUUUUCAGAGUUUUGGACUUCUAAUUUUGACGAAUGUUUUAUUUAUGUGAAAUAAGAGACUGAAAGGAUUUCAGGGUUGUUUACUUGAAAAAAGACGUUUACCUUUGUAUGCUCCAAGGUAUUAACUAUCUUCUUUAUUUUUCUGACAA
This is a messenger RNA of Phoenix dactylifera (date palm), 4419 nucleotides long. RefSeq names its product Tetratricopeptide repeat (TPR)-like superfamily protein. Lineage: Eukaryota; Viridiplantae; Streptophyta; Magnoliopsida; Arecales; Arecaceae. Gene Ontology annotation, biological process: RNA modification. The record is from RefSeq and is a predicted model, not a curated record. Gene Ontology annotation, molecular function: RNA binding; zinc ion binding; protein binding.